Messenger RNA from Closterium sp. Yama58-4, 3966 nucleotides. The record is from the annotation of a GenBank genome assembly. NCBI's taxonomy places the organism in Eukaryota, Viridiplantae, Streptophyta, Zygnematophyceae, Desmidiales, Closteriaceae.
AUGCCUUCAGUGCUGUGCUGUGUGAUGGGUGUGCUAGUCAUCUGUAAUCCUUCCCGCCAUAGCGUGUUCCUUGCCCGCAUUCAGAGACGACAUCGCUUAGGGAGAACGCGUGACGCUGGCGAAAUCCGUGCUCCGGCUAAGACCAAAAAACUCUUUCUAUUCCACCUACUCGAAUACCCCUUACUAUUCCGCAGGACUUGUCGCUGGCACGUGCGAAACUACGGCAGCGAAGACGAUCCUGUGAAUGUUACCCUAUGUAACGCGUGCAAGAUCAAUUUCGAUCAGGGCAAGUACUGUCCCUUCUGCGUUCAGAUCUACCGCGAGAGGGAUCCAGACAGCUUCGACAAGAAGCAAUGGAUCGGCUGCACCAAUCGCAACUGUCGCCGCUGGUCGCACGAGGAGUGCGAGAUGGAGUACGGAAUCGACGUCUCCAAGAUCGACCGCCGAUCCUACCAAUGCCCGGGAUGCCGCGACGCGGGCAAGCACUCUGACUGCAACGACCGCCGUCGCUUGGGUCGCCACAACGCGGCGGAUCGCCUGGCGAUCGCGCAGGCCGCAGCAGCUGCCGCGGAAGCGGGCGGUGCAACCGGGGGAGAGAAGGACCGCGGGGGGAGAGGGGGAAGCGGAGGGGGUGCUGAUAAGGCCGGGGGGUCAGCAAGAGGCCAGGGUACCGCAGGGGGAGCGGGAGGCGCAGCAGGGGGAGCAGGGGGAGCGACAGGAGGGGGAGAGGUAGCGGCAGGGGGAGAUGGAACGGGGGGAGGUGGGAGGAAAGGGGCGGGGAGCGGAAGGGGGAGUGGCAGUGUGAAGGUGUUGUUUAAGGGCGGUGCGGGGAGGGGAGGAGGAACGGGCGAUGCGGAGGGGGAGGCGGUGAAGAGUGACGAAGGGGGGAGCUGCAAUGACACUGACAGCGACACUUUCCCGGGACUGCAGGACUCGUUGCACUCCCCCAACCCCUCAAGCGACUCAACGCCCGGCGACCAUGCUGACUCAGCUAACCGCGUUGACCGCGUUGACCAGUCAAAGCCCGAGCUUGCCAUUGACCAGAGGAUCCACCCCGUAGAUCACAUUGACCAGAUUGACCAGGCUGACCCCAUGGAUACAGGUGACGAUAAGGGAUCUGGAGAGGUGGAGGGGGAAGAGGGCGAGAGGGAGCGGAACCGAAAAUCAUCUAGCAGUAGUCACCACAGUAACAACAGCCAAGAUAACAGUAACGAGUAUGACAACAGCGAGUAUGGAUGGAGGAAAUCUCCUGUAGCAGCAGCAGGAGGAGCCGGAGCCGCAACAGCAGCAGUGGCGCCCACGGGGUCUGUGGUGCCUCGGAGUAGUAAGAGGGUGCAAGGCAGCAGCGCCAAGCCUCUCAAGGUGGAUCUAUCUAAGCUGCAGACGAGCUCGCUGCGGCGCUACAAGCGAGUGUACAAGCUCAGAGACGCUUCUUCCGGCAAGGUGGGUACUUGGGUUAUGUGGGCCGACGAGGAUGUAAGUCAGGGUACACUCAUCAGCUUAUACGACAGUAAAGACUUUCGCUAUAGCGAGUUCACCGCGUAUCACGCCAUCCGGCCCGACCCGCGAGCGCCGUGCCACGAUCUUCCCGAGGAGCUGGUCGGUCGCGUCGGGUCGCUGAUGAUCACGUGGAACACUCGCGACCACACGAAGCGGCACAUGAUGUGUAACACGGUGUGGUUCUUUUCGGAAUCGCAAUGCGCGGGCGUCGCGACGGGAAUCGAGCUUCCGGACGGCCCGCAGCACGCGAGUCCGCGCAACUACAGCUACGGCUUCACCGUGAAAAAGAACGUUCGUGGCCCAUUAGCUUCAGUGGCUUCAGUCGGCUGCUCUUACACGCCUAAUCCCUGCUCGCUCUACGGCUGCCCUGCACAUUCAGUGUGCGACUCAGCCCAAGGAACGUCGCAUAUCACUGUGUGGUUCUUCCCCGGGUUGAAAUGCGCGGGGACACCCAAGGGAGUGCCGCGGCCUGCGUCAGUAUCAAAUGCGUCCUCUUCUUUGAGCUUCGUAGGCGUACUGGCCGAGCCAAUGAGGUCAGCGGCCUCCAUCGCAUGUUCCUAUGACAGGAACCCGUGUGCCGUUGUUUCAUGUCCUGCCAACACCACAUGCACCUCCUAUGGCAACACUGCGCAUGCAUGCCCAUGCAGCUCUGGCUUCACUCGAGUCAAUGGCAACUGUGUUGACAAGUGCACGGCCAGAAACUGUCCAGCAAAUUCUUCCUGCUAUCUCCGUGAAGGGGCAGCGGAGUGCGUGUGCAAGAGAGGGUUCGUGCAGCAAUCCAACGGCUCCUGUGCGCCGCAGCCCGUCCAUGAUGACUGGCUGGGAUUGCAGAACGACGCCAGAGCGUCCGUUGGAUCGCCGCUUCUCAUUUGGAAUGAAACCUUGGCAGCAGCAGCACGAGCAUGGGGAACCAAGCUAACAUCCACAUCCUGUUACAAUACCUCCCUGGAGAAAGGAGUUCCCUAUGCUCAGAACACUCUGGCUGCAUAUGGGUUUGCUCCACGAGACACGGUCAACGUGUGGAUGUCUGGAAGGCUAAGCUACACCCGUGCUGAGUUCCCUAACGGCUGCAAGAACGGGCAACUUCGGAACUGCAUACACUUCCUCAGGGCGGUGUGGAACACGACAAAGAAUCGACCACCGGUUACGAUCGCCAUGGCUGUUCCGUCUCCCCGGAAUGCUGCUCCCGCGAGGCGCGCCCCUCGUACCGCCUUACCGUCCGUCACCGCGAUCGUCGCCGUUGUCUCCGCGAUGCUCCUCACUGCUAUCACCCACCUUCCGCUAACCGUGUCCGCCGGUACCGUUGCCCCCGCCGCCGUUCCACCCGCCGUCGUACCGCCCGCCGUCGUCCCACCCGCCGUCGUUCCCCCCGCCGUUGUUCCGCCCGCAGUCGUCCCGCCCGCCGUCGUUCCGCCCACCGCGCCGUUCGCGCAAGCCGUCCCGGGCACGCUCCUCGCGCUCUACAACCGCCAGUACUUCGCCAACUCCCCCAAAACCCUCCCGUUCGUCGCGAUCCGCCCCAACCCGGCUGUAGCGUGCUACGACCUGCCUCCGGAUUUCGCGCGCAGCGUGGGCUCGGCGCGCGUCUGGUGGAACACGAAGGAUAACCAGCCGGAGCAUAUUAACUGCGGCACGGUGUGGUUCUUUCCCGCUUAUGGCUGCACGGGUGCUGCGACUGGGAUCCGCAGGCCUGGGAGCUUGAAUACCACCGCCCCCAGAUACAACGCGUACAGCAAGCUGCCAGCACAGAUGGCCACAGCAGCUUCUGUCGGCUGCUCUUUCUUCCCCGACCCGUGUGCGGUCAUAGCAUGUGCGGAUCCCAACGCCAUGUGCAAGUCCAACAAGGGCACAACUCACGUUUGCCGCUGCCAGCCUGGAUUCACCAGUGUCAACGGCACGUGCACUGACGUGUGCACGCAGAAGCAGUGUCCUGCCAAUUCCACCUGCAUCCCCCGGGGCAGCCUCGCCACGUGCCGCUGCGACCCGGGCUUUGACCGCCAGGAGGACGGCACGUGCUCGCCCACUCCCCCAAACAAGGAGUGGCUGCAGCCUCACAACGAUGCCCGGGCUGAAGUCGGCUCACCCCUGCUCGUGUGGAAUGAAACACUGGCAGCAGCAGCCCUCACCUGGGCGCAGCAGCUAGUGAACUCCUCUGCUGCCUGUUUCAACACCACCCUGGAACCUCCCUCCUCCGUGCCCUACGGCCAGAACACACUCGCUGCAGUCAACACCUCCCCUUCUGAAGCCGUGCAGAUAUGGACGGACGAGGCCGCCCGCUACUCGCGCUCACCCUACCCCUAUGGGUGCAACGGGUUGCAGCUGAGGAACUGUGUACACUUCAUUCGGGCUGUGUGGAACACCACUCUCAGCGUGGGCUGUGCUGCCGUGCCAUGCAAGAACAACUGGCAGACAUUUGUCUGCAAUUACUACCCCAAGGGGGCUAUUCCCGGUGCAUACCCUUACUAA